Ostertagia ostertagi is the source of this 408-nucleotide messenger RNA. Lineage: Eukaryota; Metazoa; Nematoda; Chromadorea; Rhabditida; Trichostrongylidae. The record is from the annotation of a GenBank genome assembly.
CCCGGCGUGAGCUGCGAGGUGUGGGCGCCGACGCAGUCGGCCAAAUCGGCGCUGACGCUGGUCAUGUCGCUCACCGGCAUGACGGCGGCGCAGGUCACGAUCCACGUGACGGCGCUCGGCGGCGGGCUCGGUCGCAAGGCGGAACUCGACUUCAUCUCCCAGGCCGUGCAGGUCGCCAUGGCGGUGAAGAAGCCGGUCAAGCUGAUGUGGCCCCGCGAGGAAGAUUUCACCCACGACCAGUACCGCCCGAUGGCGCUGGUGCGGGUGCGCGCCGGCCUGAACAAGUCCGGCCAGGUGCUGGGGUGGACAUACCGCAAUGUGUCGCCGUCGAUCCUCGGCCAGCGCGGCGCGACGCUGCCCGCCACAGGGGACAGCCAGGGCUACGAAGCCUCUCAGGCGCUGCCGUAU